AUCUGUAGAUGGGAAGUAGUGGCAUGUUUGAGUGAAAUUGUCACCAAUGACACACUAUCAAAUAAAAAGCAGAAAGUGUCAAAAGAAUGCAGGAGUCAACUAAGAGUAGAACUUAUACAACGAGAUGAGAAUAUCCAUUUAGACCCUGCAUUGGAAAAUGCUUGUAAAAAUGACCAGAUUAAGUUUUGCAAUAAUAGAAGCCCUGGAGAAUCUCAGGUACUGGAAUGCUUGAAAGAGCACAAGAAACAGUUAUCGUCUGCCUGUCACAGAGUCAUAUUUAAUCGAGAAAAAGAUGAAAUGUUUGAUAAUUCCAUAGACUAUAAUCUUAUGACGACGUGCAAGCGCAUGAUAAAAAAGUAUUGUGAAUCAGCUCAAAUGUCUCAGGUUUUGGACUGUUUGAAAGAAUAUCGCAAUGAAUAUAUGGAUCCACAGUGUAGUAAACUAAUUCUGAAACGUAUGAUAGAACAGAAUACAGAUUAUAGGUUAAAUUAUCGACUGAAGCACGCGUGUAGUGCUGACAUCGGAAAAUUCUGUUCCAAAGUAUUGGAUGAGCAUAUUAAACACAAAGAGACCGAAGAAUUUGAGGGUAAAAUAAUUGCCUGUUUGAAACAAGUAUAUAAAAAAGAUCGUCUUUCUGACUCCUGUAAGUCUGAAGUUAUGUUUAUAAUUCGAGAAGAGGCUGAAGAUUAUCAUUUAAAUGUAGUGUUAAUGAAGGCCUGCGCUAAUGAGAUUCGGACGAAAUGUGCAGAAGAAAAUCAUGUAGAAGAAUGUCUGAAGUUGAAAUUUCAGAAUAAAGAAAUCAGUAAUCAAGAAUGCAAAUUGGAAGUAAUUCGACUGAUUGAAGAAGGAAAGGCGGACAUCCAGUCGGAUCCUCUUCUGUACAAUGCGUGUCUUCAGGACGUCCGACGUCACUGUGUGGAUCUGCGACCUGGACAGGGACGGCGUAUGUCUUUUUCUUUUUAUUAUCAAACAGAACUAGUUUCAAAUCCUUAACUUAGUCUACAGUUA
Molecule: messenger RNA, 1008 nt
Organism: Centruroides sculpturatus (bark scorpion)
Lineage: Eukaryota; Metazoa; Arthropoda; Arachnida; Scorpiones; Buthidae
Product: Golgi apparatus protein 1-like
Exons: 7
Cellular component (GO): Golgi membrane
Molecular function (GO): fibroblast growth factor binding
Source: RefSeq, a predicted model, not a curated record